AUGUUUUUAUGUGCACCUUGCAGAAUUAAUUUAACAUUGGAUGUAUUUGACAAAAAGGAACGCACUGAUGGUUAUCAUAAUCUUGAUUCACUCGUUGUACCACUCGGUGAGUUAGCUGAUGAAUUGCACAUUCACAUCGAACCUGCAUCGGAUAGAACAUCUAUUAUACUCACUUGUAACGAUUCAUAUGUACCCGUUGAUAAUCGAAAUUUAGCCUAUCGAGCGGCUGAAGCUUAUCUUGCGAAUAUUGACAAAUCAUUUCAUAUCCAAAUCGAUCUAUACAAGCGUAUACCAGCUGAAGCAGGAUUAGGUGGUGGAAGUAGUGAUGCAGCUGCUGUUUUACGAGCCUUAAAUGCCUAUUUUAACCAAGCAGUUGACCAAUCAGUACUAACCGUAAUGGCGGCUCGUCUUGGCUCUGACGUACCACUAUUUUUGGCAGAAAAACCAGUCCGUAUGCGCGGUUGUGGUGAUAUUAUCGGAUCACUAGAUUUUGAACUACCUGUAUUCUGGGGUGUCAUUGUGCAUCCAGGAACCCGAGUAUCAACAGCACAUGCAUAUGCUCUUCUUGAUGCUGUGCCAAAUCGACAAUCUGGAACUAGUACUGAACGGCUUCUUUCUCGUCUAAGUGACAAGAAAGACAUGUCAAGUAACAUUAGUGAACUCUUAGCAACGAGUCUGUCUAAUGAUUUUGAAUCUGUUGUAUUUGUUGCUUAUCCUAAUGUUGCCAGGGCAUAUGAAAUGAUUAUAUCUGCAGGUGCUCUACGUGCUCUUUUGUGUGGAAGCGGUUCAGCUAUUUUUGGUCUUGCUCGAGAUCUCCAACAUGCUAAUAAUCGUAAUAUGACCUCGAAACAAACACGAGUAGGCAUGGGUUUCGAUGUUCAUCGUUUUCUUCCUACGCAAAAUGGUCCUUCAAACAAAAUUAUGCUGUGUGGAGUUGAAAUUCCUUCAACAUUUGAUAUUGAAGCUAAUUCAGAUGGAGAUGUAGGACUUCAUGCUCUUGUAGAUGCCUUACUUGGUUCAGUUGCUGCUGGUGAUAUUGGUAUGCAUUUCGCUCCUGACGAUAAACAAUGGACAGGAGCCAAGUCAAGUGUAUUUCUUAAACAUGCUCUGAUGAUAGUACAUGAAAAAGGGGGCGAAUUAAUUAAUAUUGACAUCACGAUUAUUGCUGAAAAGCCUUACAUUUCUCCUUAUCGACAAAUUAUGCGUGAAAAGCUCAGCGAAUUACUAGCUCUUAACAUCGAACGAAUUAGUGUAAAAGCAACAACGACAGAGAAAAUGGGCUUCAUCGGACGGGAAGAAGGCAUUGCUGCUCAAGCUAUUAUUAGUGUUCUUGUUUAA
Molecule: messenger RNA, 1338 nt
Organism: Rotaria sp. Silwood1
Lineage: Eukaryota; Metazoa; Rotifera; Eurotatoria; Philodinida; Philodinidae
Source: the annotation of a GenBank genome assembly